UCCCUCUCACCUUCUCCACGUGCACGCGCUCGGCUGCUGUAUAUCUCUCACUUCCGGUUCAACAUGGCGGCAUCCAUGGCAUCCAUGGCAUCCCGGGCUGUUUCUAGAGCACUUCGUGGAAGUGCAAGCGGACCGUUCUUUCUUAACAGAAAUAAGCUGCUGAGAGUGAGCCCCAGAAGAUGGCUGAACCUUCAGGAGUACCAGAGCAAGAAGCUGAUGCAGGAGUGUGGCGUGGCCGUCCAGCGCUUUUUUGUUGCCGACACUGCUGCCGAGGCCCUGGAGGCUGCCAAAAGGCUAAAUGCUAAAGAAAUCGUUCUGAAGGCUCAGAUCCUGGCAGGGGGCCGAGGCAAAGGGGUGUUUGACAGCGGCCUAAAAGGUGGAGUGCACUUAACCAAAGACCCGGUGGUGGUGCAAGAGCUGGCCAAUAAGAUGCUCGGCUUCAACCUGACCACCAAGCAGACGCCGAAGGAGGGCGUCAAGGUCAACACGGUGAUGGUCGCCGAGGCUCUAGAUAUCUCUAGGGAGACGUAUUUUGCCAUCCUGAUGGACCGCUCGUGUAAUGGACCCGUGAUGGUGGGCAGCCCACAGGGGGGAGUGGACAUUGAGGAGGUGGCAGCCAAAACACCAGACCUUAUCUACAAGGAAAUCAUCGAUAUUUUCGAAGGCGUUCGAGACGACCAGGCGCUGCGCAUGGCAGCUAAUUUGGGCUUCAAAGGGCCGCUGGAGAGGCAGGCUGCAGAUCAAAUUAAGAAGCUGUAUGAUCUCUUCCUGAAAGUUGACGCCACUCAAGUGGAAGUGAAUCCACUCGGCGAGACUCCCGAAGGACAAGUCGUGUGCUUCGAUGCCAAAAUCAACUUCGAUGACAACGCAGAGUUCCGACAGAAAGACGUCUUCGCCAUGGACAACACGGCCGAGAGCGACCCCACGGAGACCGAGGCGGCCAAAUACGACCUCAAAUACAUCGGCCUGGACGGCAACAUUGCUUGCUUUGUCAAUGGUGCUGGCCUUGCCAUGGCGACAUGCGACAUCAUCGACCUGCAUGGCGGGAAACCGGCAAACUUCCUGGACCUGGGCGGAGGAGUGAAGGAGAACCAGGUGUACGCAGCUUUCAAACUGCUCACUGCUGAUCCCAAGGUGGAGGCCAUCCUGGUGAAUAUUUUUGGCGGGAUUGUGAACUGUGCCAUCAUUGCUAACGGCAUCACUAAGGCCUGCAGAGAGCUGGAGCUCAAGGUGCCCCUGGUAGUCCGGCUGGAAGGAACCAACGUGCAGGAGGCUAAGAGGAUCCUGUCUGAGAGCGGCCUACCCAUCACUGCAGCCAACGACCUGGACGACGCAGCCAAAAAAGCAGUGGCUGCUAUCACCAAGAAAUAACACACACACACACACACACACACACACACACACUCUCUCUCUCUCUCUCUCUCUCUCUCUCUCUCUCUCUCUCUCUCUCUCUCUCUCUCACACUCUCUCACUCUCACAGCCUUAUUUGAACCUGUCCUUCACCCCAUACUUCCCAUGCAGACCUCCUACAGAGCUACUGACGAAUCAGAUUCCUAAUCAGACUAAGCUAUCUAUUAUAUCCACUUGUUUAUUUCAGGUGCCACUGGUCACCACGAGCCUUCUAAUUUACUCUACGACAUGUGCUAAUGAAUUCACUUUGCCUCUUCUAUAACCGUCUGGAGUCGAGUGCCCCCCCUCCCCGAUAUAACGGCGUUCGGAUCCUGCACUGCCGCGACGGGAGAAUUCGGCGAAUCAGCGUGACCGCGUGCGCGCGGUCAGCCGAGAUAGCGAUCGCACGACGAAACACGUUAUUAUCUCACCGCGCACAAUCGAACGCUCUCUGACGCUCAUCAUUAUCACUGUGAAAUGGGUUGCAAAUCCUGGUAUUGAUUUCCUUGAGCUUCUUAAAGUGUGAACUUCAGCGCCAUUACAUCUGCUGGAACGUUUUAUUUUUAUUUUUUAACAAAAAGAAGUAAAGCAGGUGUCAAGUUAAAGCGGUCCGAGACCACGGCCGUGAACUAUUCUUAUUUCAUCGGAUGUAGAAUUUGACCAAAUUAUUAUUAUUAUUAUUAUUAUUAUUAUUAUUAUUUUGAAAAGUCAUUCCACCGAUCGUUCCAAAUCCAAGUCAAAAAGUGCGUUUCUUUUCUCGACUGAAAGGAGACGCGACGAGAACACCGGACGCUUCGAGGUGCCGCUAAUCGGCGGCGUGCGUUCGGGGUGUGCACGUGUUAAUGUUCGAACCGAACGUGGCAUCGUGACGAUUCGAAAGCAGGAAUCGUGGACUGAAGGGAUUGUUACAGACAGAAGAGCGCCAUUUUUUUUUUGUCGUUUUGCUGUUUCGUAGGAAUUCAGCCACAGCAACUGAAGUGAUCCCCUGACCACCAUGCAAAUCAAACGUUGUUGAGAAUUUUUUGGGGGGAUCCUACUGUUCUAUCAUUAAAAAAUAAUGAUGAUUCAUGUGUGUAUGGGUUAAACAAACACGUGGUCGAGUUUAGCGUAAUAAAGUGUCAGGUGAAAGAUCGCGACAGAGUACCGCAAUUACACGCAAAGAGGUCGUGUGAGUUAGAAAAAAAAAAAUUCAAACUUGGAUAAGCCACGCCCACAAACUAGAGCGACAUCAUCUCGCGUGCAAACUCUUGCGUGACUGCAGUGAGACGUAGAACUGAUCCGAGUGACGUAAGUUCAGGUGGAUCUUAAUCUGAACCAGAUGCAGAUUUAUUCUGGAACCUUGUUCGCUGUGGCCUUGUUUUUGUUUUGUUUUAACUUGUCAUCAGUCUACAUGAUUUUCUCUGCCUUACGGUAAAGUGCUGUGUGACUGACAGCACUGCUUUCUUUCUUUUCUUUUCUUUUUCUUUUCACGAUUGUCCGCGACGACGCGUUCCGGGAUGCUCCGACGCGUUCCGGGAUGCUCCGACGUGGUCCGGGAUGCCUCUCAUCCCGAUGGUUGAUUUCGAAAAGCACCCUUGUCCGUUUUUUUUUCUUCUUCUUCUUCUGUACAUCUUUUAUUGUAAUGAAAGAAAUUUGAUGUAAUUAAGACCCUCUUUUUAAUUAUUAUUAUUAUUAUUAUUUUAUUAUUAUUUUAUUUUUCUUUACUAUAUUUUGUGAGUUCUGUUUGGAAUUUCUGUCUCUCAAACCAUGCAAUAAAACUCGCUGCAAGAUAUGUUUAAAAACG
This is a messenger RNA of Ictalurus punctatus (channel catfish), 3172 nucleotides long. It is a transcript of the gene suclg2, whose product is annotated as succinate-CoA ligase GDP-forming subunit beta. Gene Ontology annotation, molecular function: ATP binding; succinate-CoA ligase (GDP-forming) activity. The transcript is spliced from 11 exons. Gene Ontology annotation, biological process: tricarboxylic acid cycle; succinyl-CoA metabolic process. Lineage: Eukaryota; Metazoa; Chordata; Actinopteri; Siluriformes; Ictaluridae. The record is from RefSeq and is a predicted model, not a curated record. Bases 64 to 1371 code for a protein of 435 amino acids. Gene Ontology annotation, cellular component: mitochondrion; succinate-CoA ligase complex.